UUAAGAUUCUAACUGCAUACAUGGAACCUUGUUUGGUUCUUGAUAUUCAUAUUCCUGGUAUAACAAAAAUAUAAUCCGCAUACGAGUUCGUGUCAAGGCACCGAAAUAUUUACCUUCCCUUUUUUAGAAUAACAAUGACAAAUUAAAAUUCUUUAUAUAUAAACCAUAAACAAGUUUAUGCUUCAGUUACGUUGAAAACACCGGUAUAUUUUUGUGGUGAGGUUUAAAUACUUGUAGCGAUCCAGGCAAAAUGUACUUGCCAGUCUUCAUUUGCAUUACGUCUGCAAUUAUGUCAGGUAUUUCCUGCAAUGACGCCUUAUUGCCAAUUUAUACUCCAGGAUAUUCCAACGUUUACUACCAAAGAGCUGAACCAAAUUCGCCGAAAUUUCAUUCUAUAGAACAAGGUCAAUAUCGAGCAGACACAACAGAAGAAACUACAGAGUCCACCACAGAGAGAUGUGGAUUUUGCGGAGCAGACAAACUGAAUCCUUCUCUUGAUUCAAAUGACAGUGACGCAACUACCGAAGUAGACACUGAGGUAUUCAAGAAGAUUGAUCCCCAAACCAAGGCUGAUUUUGAGUUGGAAGAGGAGUUUGAGGGAAACAAAAAGAUUGCUCAGAGACCAAUUCUCAAGGAACAGGGCAUUUACUAUGUCUACCAUCCAAGUGGGCUGCUUCAAAGGGUGGUAUUCACUACAGCUGGUGACGCACACAAUCAGGAAUUCUUCACGAAAGUGAAAUAUCAGAAUGUUGAACCAAUCACUGCGCCUGUUUAUACGUACAGUCCAAACAAUUUUGUACUACAAAGACUGCAAUUGGUAUAAUAGAUAUGACUUACAGUGUUAAGUGAUGAUUUUAUAUUUAAUAAUAAUAAAUAUAUUCGUAUGAAUUGUUAUA
Molecule: messenger RNA, 896 nt
Organism: Acanthoscelides obtectus
Lineage: Eukaryota; Metazoa; Arthropoda; Insecta; Coleoptera; Chrysomelidae
Source: the annotation of a GenBank genome assembly